AUGAAAAAUUUACUGAAAGAAUUAGAUAUUUUCGAUAAAUUUGCAGAUGCUGAAUUUGCAUUACAUACAAUUGGAGGCAAAUUUAUGUCAGCUAUAUUCUCCAUCAUUGCUGUUAUCUUAAUUUUUGCAGAAUUAUUCAAUUAUACAAAACCAAUCGUUUACCGUGAUCUAUUAAAUAUUCCACAAUUGGAUAAAGACAACACAGUUAAUUUUACAUUUUCAAUUCAAGUAGCUUUACCAUGUUUCUUUUUACAUUUUGAUGCACUCGAUAGUAUUGGUGUAGAAAUGCUUGAUGUUUCGAAUGAUAUCAAGUUCAAAAGGAUGUCUGUCGAUAAUCGCUUUAUAGAUUACAGCAACGAGUCUUUAAAGGAUAUUUGUCUACCAUGUCACGGAUUAAAGCCAGAAGGUGAAUGCUGCAAUACAUGUGAUGAAGUAAAGGCUAUUUUCGAGGCAAGAGGUGAAGAUUUUAACCCACUUCCUUUCGAUCAAUGCAUGGGAAAUGUUAAUUUCAAAAAAGAUAUGUCAGAAAGCUGCCUGAUUGAAGGAACAAUACAUACGUUCAAAUCACCAGGACAAUUCCAUAUUGCUCCAGGCCGUAAUACUAAGUUUAGGAGAACAGGACACCAACAUGAUACUGGUUUAUCGCCAGAAGCAAGUUGUCCGCACACAAUACACGAGUUUUAUGUUGGACAGAAGUAUGAUAACGUCAGAUCGCCUAUUCGUGGAAAGAUUUUCAGAGAUCGCGAUUCAUUACCUCGAAUUUACCUUUACGAUCUAUUUAUUACCAAAGUUUUACAUACAUUCAACGAUGCUCUACAAUAUACAUCAUACGAAUACUCCUACAAUUUAGGCGCAAAGAUAUUUAACCCAGGAUCUUUCUAUCAACCCGGAAUUUACUUCAAAUACAUGUUCUCUCCUAUGACCAUUGUCGAGAGAUCCAUAUCCAAGAACCCAAUGAGGUUUUUGGUCACAUCUGUUGGAGUUUUGGCUGGAAUUUUCGCAUUUCUGAAUGCUGUUGGCGGAAUGAUGGCCAAGAUAUGUCCAACUGAAGGACCACGCGUUCCAGAGGCUUUGAAAUAA
This is a messenger RNA of Trichomonas vaginalis G3, 1080 nucleotides long. RefSeq names its product vesicle-mediated transport. Lineage: Eukaryota; Parabasalia; Trichomonadida; Trichomonadidae. The coding region runs from base 1 to 1080 and encodes 359 amino acids. Gene Ontology annotation, cellular component: COPII-coated ER to Golgi transport vesicle; endoplasmic reticulum. The transcript has a single exon. The record is from RefSeq and is a predicted model, not a curated record.